Molecule: messenger RNA, 3381 nt
Organism: Symbiodinium natans
Lineage: Eukaryota; Dinophyceae; Suessiales; Symbiodiniaceae
Source: the annotation of a GenBank genome assembly
AUGGCCGAGAGCAGCGACCCAGAGUUUGCCGGCGUGCAGGUAAAAGAGGAGAGAGUUGUCAACAAGAAGUUUGUUGCAGCAGCCUUGGGGAACUGGCUUGAAUGGUAUGAUUUCGGGGUGUACGCCGCGCUGGCUGACCUUCUGGGACAGAACUUCUUCCCAGCUCACGAUGCAUCUGUUCAAGUGAUGCAGUCUUUUCUUGCGUUUGCAGCUGGCUACAUAUCGCGACCGGUCGGUGGAAUUCUGAUCGGCGUGAUUGGAGAUCGACUUGGCCGAAAGUACGCACUGUGGACGUCCAUUCUACUAAUGAUGUUCCCUACUUUCCUCAUCGGCUGCUUGCCCACUUACCAGACGGCCGGGUGGCUCUCUGCCGUCCUCCUUGUCAUCCUGCGUUUGCUUCAGGGCAUCGCCAUAGGAGGAGAGUACGUCAGUGCCCUGGUCUUUAGCAUGGAGCACGCCCCAGGCAGGCACAAGACCAUCUCGGGUGCUCUAAUGUCCGUGUCUGUUGCAGUGGGCACCUUCUCUGGCUUUGGGGUGGUCGUGCUGAUGCGGAACGUGCUGUCCACAGCGGCGAUGGAGAGUGUUGGAUGGAGGAUUUGCUUUUGGCUGGGUUUGAUCGUGGGUGUUGUGGGCGUUGUCUUGCGGCGGCAAGUUGCAGAGCCUUCGGAGUUCCUAGAAGCCCAGCAGUCAGGGCAGCUGUCGCAGCCUUUGUUGACAGCCCUUUGGGCGCAGAAAGUGGAGAUUCUACUGAUGAUCGGUGUUGAGGCCAUCACGCCCGUGACGUGGUACCAAAACUUCAUCUGGAUACAGCAGGUCUACGAGGGCACCUUGACAGCGCAAGCACCAGUGCCUGGUGGUGCAGAAUUGAACACAUGCAUGCAGCUGGCACCUUCGCUUUUCAUGAUUGGUAUAGCCACCUGCUGCAGGAAUUUCAACUUCCUGACUUCUGUCCGCAGAGGCAUGGCUUUGCUGGCCGUUCUGGCAAUUCCGGCUUACCUCCUUUUUGACUUGAGGGUGUUUUGGGCUGCUUUUCUCUCGCAGUCAGCUUUGGCUUGUGGCGGUGGUCUGAUUGCCUGGGGCAACCCGUAUCUGAUGCACAGCUCCUUUCCCGUCGAAAUUCGCGUCAUUGCCAUGGGGAUCAGCUACAACCUCUCCGCAGCUCUGCUUGGAGGUCCCACGCCAUACAUCUGCUCGCAGUUGGCCGUGAACUUCGGCAUCCUGAGCGCGUCGAUAUGGCUUCUGUUCAUUGCAAGUCUGUCCUACGUCUGUGUUUGGUUGUUGCUUCGCCGACAAGGCCGGCCGGCUCCAGAUGGCCCAGCAGGCUGCUUCGUACCUCGAGGCCUGAAAGUGCUGACCGAAGAAUAUGAGCGAAGGAUCGCAAGGCUGGUAUCUGGCGCGCAGUGUCCGGGUGCUUCCUUUGCAUCAACCUUCGGGCUGCUGGCAGAUGCAGACGGACUUGCAUCUCUUGCUAGUGUUGAGCUGACACUACCUGCCCUUGUCAGUGGUGACUCAGAGGCACGAGCGGCAUCCGCCGAUGCAAAAAAGCGCCUCAGUGACAUGUGGUCCAAGACCUACACGCGACUCGACCUUUAUCAAAUCUUGCAUGCGGCCAAAGAUUCCGCCGCGAGCGAGGAGGAGGAGCGCCUUGUGAAGGUAGUGCUGGACAAGUUUCGCCAGGCCGGCUGCGCGCUGAAGGCAGAGGAACGUGAAGAGCUGGCCUCCCUGGACCGGCGUUGCAAGGAGCUGGCCUUUCAGGCCGAGCAGAACAUCAACGAAGAUUGCAGCACGGUCGAUUUGUCCGUGGAGGAGUUGCAGGGCUGCGAGGAGUCGUUCAUUCGGAGCUUGCCGGACGCUUCAGGCUCCAACGGCUCAGCGCUGAAGCGCUGCUCCUUGAAGGCUCCGGUGCUCCAACCCAUUAUGCAGAGGGCACACAGCAGCGCCACCCGCCGCCGCAUGCUGGAGGCGAGUCACCAGCGAUGCGCGAUGAAUGGCCCACUUCUGGAGGAGCUCCUCUCCCUCCGGCACCAAGCGGCCCAACGCCUCGGCUUCGGCAGCCACGCCGAGCGGGUCGCCUCCCAGAAGAUGGCCGGAACGGCAGAAGCAGUGCGACUGUUUUGUGAGGACAUGGUGCAGAGGCUUCGUCCACUUCGUGAUGCCGAGCUGCUCCAGCUGAGCUCAAGGAAGCAAGAGUGUGAAGCCGAAACUGCAAGUCGCAAGCGGAAGUUGGACGACGAGCCCCCAGAGAGCCCGGCGCGAGGCUUGAAUGCCUGGGACAUCUCCUACUACCUUGACCUUGUACAGAGAGAGGAGCUGCACCUCGACGAUGCGAAGGUCAAGGAGUUUUUUCCCCUGGAGGGGACAAUUCAGCGUAUUCUUGAAGUCUACUCCCAGCUUCUUGGACUCAAGUUUGAGCGCAGUGCGGAGCUGCCAGUGUGGCACGAGGAGGUUGUGGCUUUUGAGGUCAAAGACUCACAAUCCGGGAGGCUUGUGGGACAUCUUUACUUGGACCAGUUCCCACGCGAUGGGAAAUUUUCACAUCAGAUGAUCCUGCCUUUGGCACCUGCUUUCACGAGCACAUCGGGCAUAGGGGGGAGGGAUGAGGGUGUCACAUGUGUGCCGGCCUGUGUGAAUAUCUCUAAUUUUGCCCGCUCGGAGGGGGGCCGGCCCGCGCUGCUACGUCUGUCUGAGAUGAAGACGUUGUUUCACGAGCUCGGUCAUGCGAUGCACUGCCUGUGCACGGAGACUCGCUUCAGCAUCCUUUCGUGGGCAUGGCCGAUGGUGCCUUGGCCAGGUGGUGUCGAGCAAGACUUCCUGGAAGUGCCUUCGAUGGCUCUUGAGAAGUUUGCCGGGGAGCCCGAGCUGCUCCACCGCGUUGCCCGACACUUCUCUGGAGACGGAUCCCAGCUCGAUGAUCAGACCAUCAAGCAGAUACAGGCUUUGGAAAGGUUCAUGGCAGGUACGCAGGAGAGCCGACUUUUUGCGAUGUCCAUCUUUGACCUGUUGCUCCACUCUCAAGCACCUCCCUAUUCAUUCGAUGGUAAGGAAGGGCUAUCUAUUCCUGAGCUGUACAGGCUUGUCUUCGAGAAGGUUACAUCGUUGAAGCAGCUGCCCAACUCGAACUUCAGUUCGUCUUGGUAUCAUCUUUACAUCGGAUAUGAUGCUGGAGUGUACGGCUAUGCCUGGAGCGAUGUAUUCGCAGCAGAUAUUUUUGAAUCAAUGCGAAGUUCACAGACUGGACCGCUAAGUGCAAGCACGGGUGAGCGGCUUCGAUCGGAAAUCCUGGGGCCUUGUGCGACCAAGCCAGGAAAUGCGAUGCUUUCUGGCUUCUUGGGACGGGAGCCUUCUGUGGAUGCGUGGUGCCGCUUCAAAGGUAUCCAGUGA